CAGCUUCAUUUGCCAAGAUGAGCGACGAUGGCAACAGGCAGACGCGCCUGCUGGAGGCCGACGACGAGGAGGAGGUCGAGGUCCCCGGCCGGUCAUCUUCCAGUGCAAGACGUGUCGGUCCAUCAUCGGCGACUCGAUGAGCUUCGUGCAGAGCAACGUGGACACGCGGACCGUCACGCUGGCCUUCGUGCUCCACACGCACCGCAGCAAGACGCCGCUGACCGCCAGCGCUGGCUUUGACAAGGGAAACACGUACUACGAGGUGCUCUGCUCACAAUGUCAGACGAUCCUCGGCAAGUCGUACAUUGCGACGACGCCCGAGCUCGACGAGCUACGAAACCUCUUUACGCUCGACACGGACGCGCUCUCGAGCUACCAGGUCGGGACGCAGCAGCCGAUGAACGACUGGGCGCUUGACGGCGCGACCAAGGUCCUCGAGUACGAGAAGAACGUACAGAUGAUCGAGCAGCUCCACGGCGACAUGGGCAAGGUGCAGAAUCUCCUCUUGGUCAUUGACGAGCGCCUCUGUGACACGGAGCGCCAGCUCGAAACGUUCAAGCGAGGCGCCAAGCGGCCACCGACCAACGGCGAUAGCGCAGUAAGCGGCGGGGGCAGCAAUCGGAGCAGCCCGGGCGUGACGACGCCGGCCAAGCGCGCCAAGUAGGAUGCAGCAAAGUGCGUACACGCUGUUCAGUAAGUGUGUCUACCUUAUUCCAUUCA
Molecule: messenger RNA, 720 nt
Organism: Saprolegnia parasitica CBS 223.65
Lineage: Eukaryota; Oomycota; Saprolegniomycetes; Saprolegniales; Saprolegniaceae
Exons: 2
Coding region: 137-664 (175 amino acids)
Biological process (GO): chromosome segregation; CENP-A containing chromatin assembly
Cellular component (GO): nucleus; chromosome, centromeric region; chromatin
Source: RefSeq, a predicted model, not a curated record